GUAUGAAUUCUCAACACUGGGAAAAACUCCGGAAGAACUAUCGGGACAUAGUGGAAUCGGUGGAACCGUUGGAUGUUAUGCCUUAUCUCUGUGAGAAAUCAGUCCUGACCUUCGAGGAAAGGAACCAAAUCACUGGAUCUGGUUGUACCUCGGAACUGCAGAUGCAAGAACUGCUGACAAGAUUGCGUAGCAAAAAGGAGGAAGUGCAUGCUUUUCA
Molecule: messenger RNA, 217 nt
Organism: Aplysia californica (California sea hare)
Lineage: Eukaryota; Metazoa; Mollusca; Gastropoda; Aplysiida; Aplysiidae
Biological process (GO): regulation of apoptotic process
Molecular function (GO): death domain binding; protease binding
Source: RefSeq, a predicted model, not a curated record